GUAUUAGCCCGAUCUAGUCCAGAAGACAAGAAAUUACUCGUUAAACGCUUCAAGGAGCUUGGAAAAACAUUUGCUGUGAACGGAGACGGCACCAAUGAUGGCCCCGCGCUAAGGACAGCCGAUGUGGGCUUCUCAAUGGGUAUCUACGGAACUGAUGUGGCUGAAGAAGCUUCAUCCAUUAUUCUCAUGGACGAUAACUUUCUUCAUAGUAAGAGCGAUUGA
Messenger RNA from Trichoderma virens Gv29-8, 222 nucleotides. RefSeq lists its product as uncharacterized. Gene Ontology annotation, molecular function: P-type calcium transporter activity. The annotation marks the transcript as partial. The transcript has a single exon. NCBI's taxonomy places the organism in Eukaryota, Fungi, Ascomycota, Sordariomycetes, Hypocreales, Hypocreaceae. Gene Ontology annotation, biological process: intracellular calcium ion homeostasis. Gene Ontology annotation, cellular component: intracellular membrane-bounded organelle. The record is from RefSeq and is a predicted model, not a curated record.